Molecule: messenger RNA, 2739 nt
Organism: Plasmodium vivax (malaria parasite P. vivax)
Lineage: Eukaryota; Apicomplexa; Aconoidasida; Haemosporida; Plasmodiidae
Exons: 6
Coding region: 577-2739 (720 amino acids)
Molecular function (GO): protein binding
Source: RefSeq, a predicted model, not a curated record
ACCCCCACCUGGUUGUCACCCGUUGCGCUAAAACUGGGCAAGGCAACGAAAAACUUUGAAUUUCCCUUUUUUUUUUUUUACUCCUGAGGUGGGCGUCCAUCAAGGCGUUUCGCUGAAUGGGGGCGCGGUAAAAGGGAAAGAAGAGUAACACGGAGGAGAAGCCAAUUGGAGCGACGCGAAUUGAGUUCCUUUUUCCCGUUUGUCACCCUCCGCGAUGCCUUUUUCUCCCCCCCUGCAAAUUAACUUUUUAACGCGUGGGCGUAGCAUACCGAUUGGCGAGCCUCCCCCUUUCGGCACUUGGCCCUUUUUAAUUAACACCAUUGGCUCAGCACUGUAGUUCGUACCCGUUUUGCUUCCCCCUGAAAAUACUACUUGUGGGGCUUCCUCACCUGUGUGCGUAAAAUGGUGCUCCAUCAGUUUGUGGGGGGAAGGGCCAAUUCGUUUUUACCGCUCAGACCUCGGCGUUAAGAAGUAGCGUUUCUCCCCUUUUGUGGAUGCCCCUUCAGUAGGAGGGAACGGCCAACCGGCCCGCAUCCCACACCCCCCAGUGAGACUUGUCUUUGCACGCGUUCCACCAUGGCGUCCGAUUCGAAGAGUUAUGUUAAUUUGGGCGGCUACCAAAUUCCGAAGAAAAUGUUCGAUGGGAUGAGCCCCAUGGAGAGGCACAAACUGAUGAUGUCCCUGCGCUCUCUGCAGAAGACCAAAAUGGAAAGCGACCAGGGGAAGUACCUGGACGACUACGACGUGCUGAAGAGGAAGUACCAGUUUGUGCACGACGCGGACAGCGAAAAUAACUCCCUUCUGCAAAAAUACUACAAGAGCAUUUGCAACAAAUACGUCGUCUGCUACUUGAGUGGAUACAAGGAGAAGCAGAUCGGCCUGAGGUGGAGGACGGAAGACGAAAUUGUCUGCGGGAAGGGACACGUGAUUUGUUCCUCCAACGAUUGCAACAACACAGAUUUGAAGACGUACGAGUUUCUGUUUCGCUAUGAGGAGGGGGGCACCCAGAAGGAGACGAAGGUGAAGCUCCGGGCCUGCAUGGAAUGUGCGUACAAGAUUAAUUACGGCGAAAUUAAAAAGUACCUCAAAAAAAAGUCCAAGCGGAAGAAGGACCAACCGGGGGGCAGCGAAAGUGGGAGGAGUAGCGGCGAAAGUGAGGGUAACCGCAAACGUGGGAGUAGCAGCAGCGAAAGUGAGAGCAGCCGCAAACGUGGGCGUAGCAGCAGCGAAAGUGAGGGUAGCCGCAAACGUGGGGGGAGCAGCAGCAGCGAAAGUGAGGGAAGCCGCAAACGUGGGGGGAGCAGCAGCAGCGAAAGUGAGGGUAGCCGCGAUCGUGAGAGUAGCCGCAAACGUGGAAGCAACCGCAAACGAGCCGAGAGGGCACUGCUCACCGCUCCACGCGUGUGCAUUACGGAGGUAGGAGUACCCCCGGGUGCCCCGAUGAAGCCGCUCAUCUGCGCACACAAGGGGCGCGUCUACAACGAAAUUACGAAACAGACGCAGCUUGCCAAAAAUAAAGACACCCUGCAGAAGACCAAGUGCCUGGACAUCUACUCCAUCUCGGUGAUCAUCGACUGGCUAAAUAGUCUCCAAUUAAGUAAAAAAAAUAUAAAUGAAGAAAACAUUUACGAAGAGCUACAGAAUGGGCACUUAAUUUUAAGGCUAAUUCAGCUUUACAACCCCCAGGUGGAAAUUAAAGGCAUAUUUCCAAAAGCGAAGAAAAAAAAAUGUGCAAUCCAAAAUUUGGAAAAAGCUCUGUCAAUCAUUUAUGGAAACAACCCAUAUUACUACUCCAUGGUUUCUUCGCUAGAUAUAUAUGAACAGAAAAAAAAAAAAAUUCAUAUUUUGUUAAUACAGCUUUUUUGCAAAUUCGAGUUCACCAUUUUGACAAGAAUAGCAGCUCCCUUGUUAAACUGGUAUAACCAAACGCUUCGGAAAUUUCAGCUGCCCCUCCACAGGGAGACACUGAGCAACCCAUUUGACGUCACCCCGAGGGGACAUUACAAGGAGGAAGUACACCUCCGAGGGGAUGACUCCCCAAAUGAGGAGGAACAAAAAAGGGGGGAGACCAAAUGGAAGGACUGCAUAUUGAAGAGCUUCGCAACGUAUGUCCUUUUCAAAGACAAGGCGGAAGAAGCAGAUAACUGCACCCCCCACAUUGUUAACGAUUUUUCCGAUUGCGUAAAAAUCUUUCUCAUAUUUUACAGAUAUGGCUACAUAACCCAAGAACAACUCACACAUGCAAACAUAUUGGACAUACGAAAUAAGUACUUCUUUCUGCAGAAUUUGCUCAAAAAGUUAAACAUUCCAAUUGUUUUGCAAAAUCAGUAUUUUAAUAAUCCCUGCGAAGUUGCUAUUCUUUUGCAGCUAAAAUUUAUACAGUUCUUCAUUCGUAGUGAGGGGUAUGAAAAAGCUAUUGAUUUGGAUGGGGAACACUUUUUUUUUUCUGACCUGUUCAGGCAAAAAGUGGUGCAAUCGAGCGAAAAAAGAAAAAAAAAAAAAAAAAAUCAUAUUGCACACCGGGGUAACCUCAGUGACUCGUCAAACGGUGGUUGCACCCUCGUGUGGGGGAAUAACGAAAUCUCGAAAAAGAACGCAGCAAACGAGUUGAACCGGUAUAGCAAUUUUUCACGCGUUUCGAACUUAGCUGUGUUACAUACGCAGAAACGGGAAUCGACAUAUAGUUGCACAUCGAAGCGGCCGUUUCGUCGGGUGAUAAAACUUGAGCCAGCCGAAUGA